This is a messenger RNA of Emiliania huxleyi CCMP1516, 3030 nucleotides long. RefSeq lists its product as hypothetical. NCBI's taxonomy places the organism in Eukaryota, Haptophyta, Isochrysidales, Noelaerhabdaceae. The transcript has 6 exons. The record is from RefSeq and is a predicted model, not a curated record. Gene Ontology annotation, cellular component: cytoplasm. The coding region runs from base 1 to 3030 and encodes 1009 amino acids.
AUGGGCGAGCCCCUCCGCACCGUCGUGCGGGUCAAGCGUGCCGAGGCGGGAUACGAGGGGCGAGAUGCGGGCGCGGGGUCCCUCUUCAUCGCCGGCAACGCCCUCGAGCUCGCCCCUCCGGAUCGUGGCGACGGCGUGAGACACUCGUACGGCGCCAUCUACGACUCCUUUGCCUCCGACCAAGACCUGUGCGAGGUCGAAGUGAGGCCACUCGCCGCCUCACUGGCCACCGGCCUCAAUGCAGCGGUUCUGGUUGCGGGGCACUGCCGCUCGGGACGCGAGGCGCUCUUUGGCGCGAUCGCCGCACGAGCGGUUGAGGGCAUCUUCGAGGCGAUGCGGCAGCGACUGCAGGCUGGCGAUCAGGCUGGAGGACUCACCUUCACACUGACCGCACGGUACGCCUUCAUCCCUGCCGCCUCCACAGUCACCACCGCCACGGGUCUGCCCAAGUCACAGUGGCUGCAGACCCUGCGGCCGCAGGAGGAGUCACUCUGCGCGGGGCGUCCUCCCCCGCCGUCCUCCGCCUUGCAGCUUGAGCUGAGGCAAGAGCACAAGGGCCGCUCCGCCGCACCGGAUCGCCGGAGGUCGUCGUCGGAAGAGGCUAGCGGUGGCGGUGGCGGCGGCGGUGACGCUGACCUGGUCUCCUCGCUGCUGCUCGCAGACGUCGAGACAAACGCACUCGGAGACGGGCUGGCCAGCGGGCUUCGCCAGCUUCUCAGCGGCCCCGGCUCUGCGCACGCUGCGCACAGCGGGCCAGCAUUGCUGCUUCGCGACGCCGUCGGCGGGAACUGCAAGACGGUGUUGCUCGGGACGGUGGCGCCGGAGGACUUUGCCGAGUCUUGCGCGACGUUGCAGCUGGUCGCACAAGGGGCGGGCUUUGUCAACUUCCCCCUCGUCAACGACGCGCACCACCGGUGGGUGAGCCUGCAGCUACAGGAACAACUCUCCGCUGCGGAGGGCCGGCUGCAGCACGGGGUCGAUUUGCUCGAGGAGGACCGCAGGGCGCUGCCCAACCAGCUGCACGGGGCGGCAGCGCGGCUGCAGGCGCUGGUCGACCAGAUGCAGCAGGAUGCGAAAGGGGCUGCGGGCGAGAAGCAAAAGCUGAUGGCGGAGGUACUUGAGCUGCGCACCCAGUAUAAUGGCGCGACGGGCGAAGUGGUCGCCCUCAAGGAGGAGGUGGUGGCCACCAAGCAGGAGAAGCUCGCCCUCUCAAAGGAGCUCGUGGCGACGCAGCUCUCCGCCAACGAGGAGUCAGCCGCGCAGGCCGAGCAGAUCUUUAGCCUCGAGCAGGAGGCAAUUGCAUCGGCAGACCUUCUAGCGCAGCUGCAGGAGCGCGCCGCGAGCCUCGAGGCCGACCGUGACGGGAAGGCCAACGCGCUCGCCGAGCUGGAGACGACAGCAGAGACGGCACGGCUCGAGGCGGUGAGCUCGCAGGCGCAGGCGAGCAGUGCUCGCGCCGAGGCGCUCGAGGCGCGCGAGCGGGAAGACGAUCUAGCGCUACAGCUGCUCAACAUGAGCAACGCCUCCGCGACCGCCGAGUCUCGCCUCGCGGACGCUGCCGCACAGCUGGAGGCGGCGGAGCGAGAGGCCACAGCGCAGCGCUCGCGCGCUCAGGACGCCAUCUCCGAGGCCGAGGCGGCGCGGGGGGAGGCGCUCAAGCUGGCAGAAGAGGUGUCAAGCCUCAAUGUGGUGAUGGAACGGCAGGCUCUCUCUCUGCAGCAAGACCGGCUGGCGCUGCAGCGGACGGCGGUCGAGGCGGCAGAGGCGCAGCUCGAACGGUCGCAGCAGGCCGAGGCGCGUGCUGAUAGGGAGAGCCACGCGCUGGGCGAGGAGAGGGCAGCACGCGAGGCAGCGGUGGCCGAGUACGAGGCGGAGAUGGGCGAGGCGCGUGCGCGCGAAACGGCGCUGCGGAGGGCGCUCGCCGAUCAGGCGGCGCAGCUGGUUGCAGCAACCCGCCAUCUCGAGCUCUUGGGGGGUGAGGUGCCGGAGACCGAGCAACCGGCGGCAGCUGCAGUCGGGGGAAGGGCAGUAGCAGCGGCAGCCCUAGAGGCCGCCGAGGCGGAGGCGGAGGCGACGGUGAAAAGAGUGCGGAGCCUCAAGCCGAAGGAGGUGAAGGAGGCCCUCGCCGCUCGCGGGAUGAGCAGCAAGGGCAAGAAGGACGAGCUCCUCGAGCAGCUGGCCGCAGCAGUGCAAGUGAACCGCGCGCUCAUUGACGCGUACUGGCGGAUGCGUGCGCUGGCGGAGCCGGCCGCGCUGCCUUCGCACGCGGAGCUGCUUGGUGAGGCACUCGUCGAGCCACGGAGCGGCCGGCGCGCUGUCCCGUCGGAGCUAGAGAAGCUGCUGCAGCGCGAGGCGGAGCAGCUGAGCACGCAGCUCGCAAAGGCAAAGUCCGAACUCAAUACCGAGCGAGACAAGGGCCGCACCGCGCUAGAAGGCUCGCGCGCGAAGCUAGAGCGGCAGCGGACCGAGGAGAGAGGUCUGGCCGAGCAGGCCAAGGAGGCGACGCGCGGCCUAGAGGAGAGGGAGGCCGAGCUGAGCGCCGCAAUCGAGCGGGCCGAGCAGGCGGAGAGGCGUGCGCAGGAGGCGGAGGCUCAGCUGGAUGGGGCCUCGGGGGACGCGGAGGCGACCCAGCGUGCGCUGCUCCACAAGCUGAGCCGCGAGGCGGAGGACGAGCAGGUGUCGGUGGCAGAGCUGCAGAGGCAGGUUGCCGCGCUUAGCGCAGAGCGGGCGGAGCUGCAGCGGCAGCUCGACGAGGCGAAGACGACAGCGGAGCCCCCCUUCCCGACCGAAGACGGGCAGGCGGCCCGCACGAUCGCGGCGCGCAACGGCGAGCUGCGAGAGCUCCGCUGGAAGGCUCGCGAGCUGGUCGAGUCGCAGGCCUCCUUAGAGCGCGAGCGCUCGGAGCUCAAGCGACGGGCGAUGGCGGCGGAGGAGCAGCUCGCCGAAAUGCAGCGCUUCCUGCCGCAACACAUCGGAAAGUACCAAAAAGAGAUUGUGCGUCUGCGCGAGUCGCUCAAGGCAAGAGGCUGA